AUGGUCAGUUUAAAGCAGCAGAUUGAUGUGCUGGAUUAUUUCGGUCCUGUGUGCGUUUUCAUCAGCUUUUUCGCCAUAGUCUUCGUAAUAUCCGUUACUUGCAUCUUGUGGUUCUGUGUCAGUGACACGGAUGAUGUGACCGUGUUCUCUAAGGUGGGUUUUAUAAUCUGA
Molecule: messenger RNA, 171 nt
Organism: Soboliphyme baturini
Lineage: Eukaryota; Metazoa; Nematoda; Enoplea; Dioctophymatida; Soboliphymatidae
Source: the annotation of a GenBank genome assembly